Synchiropus splendidus (mandarinfish) is the source of this 3590-nucleotide messenger RNA. It is a transcript of the gene vps18, whose product is annotated as VPS18 core subunit of CORVET and HOPS complexes. Gene Ontology annotation, molecular function: protein-macromolecule adaptor activity. Gene Ontology annotation, biological process: lysosome organization; intracellular protein transport; endosome to lysosome transport. Bases 260 to 3205 code for a protein of 981 amino acids. The record is from RefSeq and is a predicted model, not a curated record. Gene Ontology annotation, cellular component: endosome; HOPS complex. Lineage: Eukaryota; Metazoa; Chordata; Actinopteri; Syngnathiformes; Callionymidae. The transcript is spliced from 9 exons.
ACUCAACUGGUCCACCCUGUGUUGUUCUUUCGCAGUCCUGAACAACACAAUGAAAAGUCAAAUCUUAAACCCUGUAUUUUAAUGACAUUGAUCGAAAUUCAAUGACUAGCGACGAGAGUGAGAGUGCGGGUUUGCUUUAUACGAGAAAUCAUCGUUGUUCAGCGACGAAGGCACUUCAAAUGCUAACUUGCUAACUAGCUUGCUCAUUGCUUUGACGUUUUAGCCUCAAUUUCUUACAUUGUGUGCGGUGAAAUUUACGAUGGCUUCGAUUUUAGACGAGUAUGAAAACUCCCAAAACACACGGCAAGGUGUGCCACAACACAACCGCCUUCCAAACACGAAUAUCGGGAUAACACAUUCAGGCUUUGUUAAUGUUCGACUUGAGGAAGAGAAACCGAUUUUCAACAAGCAGAGGAUCGAUUUCACACCACCGGAGAAGAUCAACCAUCUGACUGUUUGCAACAAUCAGCUGUGCAUGAGUUUAGGGAGAGACACUUUGCUGAGGAUUGACCUGGCCAAGUCUGACCAACCCAAUCAGAUUGAAUUUGGAAGGAGGGAUGACUCGAAAGUACAUAAAUUGUUUCUUGAUCCGACAGGCUCCCAUCUGCUCAUAAGCAUGAGCACUAGUGAGUGCCUGUACCUGAACAGGAACACACAAAAAGCCCGCAAUCUGUCUCGCUGGAGAGGCCACCUUGUUGAGAGUGUGGGCUGGAACAAGCAGUUGGGCAAUGAGAGCAACACCGGUCCCAUUUUGGUCGGCACCAGCCAGGGCAUCAUCUUUGAGGCGGAGAUUUCUUCGACCGAGGGAAGUCUUUUCAGCACCAACCCAGACCAGUACUUCAGACAGGUUCACUCGCUUGAGGAAGAUGGGAAACCAGCGCCGGUCUGCUGCAUUGAAGUGGAACGUGGUCUGGAGAACAAAUACUUCAUCAUAGCCACAACUAGGAAGCGUCUGUUCCAGUUUGUUGGAAAGCUGGCCGAGGGGUCGGAGCAGCAAGGCUUCAGCUCCAUCUUCAGCCAGAACCAGGAUCUGCUGCCCAGUUUCCAGGAGUUCCCGGUCAACAUGGGCUACAGCGAAAUCACGUUCUACACGUCAAAGUUGCGAACCCGCCCAAAAGCCUUUGCCUGGAUGAUGGGGAACGGUGUCCUCUAUGGGCAGCUGGACUGUGUCAGGCCUGACUCCCUGCUGAGUGACGUGCAGGUGUGGGAGUACACCCCCGACAUUGACCUGAGCGUUAACAAGCCCAUCUCCAUCGUAUUGACGCAGUUCCACUUCCUGCUCCUGCUUCACGACAGAGUCAAGGCCAUCUGCACCCUGAAUGGUCAGGUGGUCCACGAGGAUGUGUUCCCUGAUAAGUUUGGCUCCCUGAAGAGGAUGAUCAAGGACCCUGCCGGUGGUUUAGUCUGGAUCUACACUGAGCGCGCCGUCUUUCGGUACCACAUCCAACGGGAAUCCCGGGAUGUUUGGCAGAUGUACAUGAGCAUGAACAAGUUCGACUUAGCCAAGGAGUACUGUCGAGACCGACCAGAGUGUAUGGACACUGUUCUAGCUAAAGAGGCUGAGCACUGCUUCCAGAACAAGCGGUACCUCGAUAGCGCCAAGUGCUACGCCCUGACGCAGAAUUACUUCGAGGAGAUAGCGCUGAAGUUCAUUGAAGCGAAGCAGGAGGACGCUUUAAUGGAGUUCUUGCAGAAGAAGUUAAGCAAUCUGAAGUCGAGUGAGCGAACCCAGAUCACACUACUGGUCACCUGGCUAGCUGAGCUGUACCUGAACAGGCUUGGUCAGAUGGAGAGCGACUGCGACACUGACCUUUUCCAGGAGACCCGUGAGAAAUUCCGUAGCUUCCUCAACAACUCCAAGCACAAAGACUGCUUGUUUAACAACCGCAGCACCAUCUAUGACCUGCUGGCCAGUCAUGGGAACGUGGACGACAUGGUCUACUUCUCUGUGGUCAUGCAGGACUACGAGCGCGUGAUAUCACACUACUGCCAGCAUGACGACUACAGCGCAGCUCUGGACGUGCUCUCCAACCAUUGCGAUGAAAAACUCUUCUACAAGUUCUCGCCUGUGCUAAUGCAGCACAUCCCGAAAAAAGUGGUCGAUGCCUGGAUCCAGAUGGGCAAGCGUUUGGACCCAAAGAAGCUCAUCCCUGCGCUGAUGAACUACAGCCAGAUGGGCAGCACACAGCAGAUCAAUGAAACUAUCCGCUACAUGGAGUUCUGUGUGUACGAGCUGAACGUCACUGAAGAAGCCAUCCAUAACUACCUGCUGUCGCUCUAUGCCAAGUACAAGGCUGACUCCCUGCUGUGGUAUCUGGAGCAGGCGGGCACCCGCACGUCAGACAUCCACUACGAUCUGAAGUACGCGCUCAGGCUCUGUGCAGAACAUGGCUACCUCAGAGCUUGCGUGUUGGUCUACAGAAUAAUGGAGUUGUAUGAGGAAGCAGUGGAUUUGGCUUUGCAAGUCGAUGUUGACCUUGCCAAGUCUUGUGCUGACCUUCCUGACGAUGACGAGGAGCUGAGAAAGAAACUGUGGCUGAAGAUCGCCCGGCACGUUGUGCAGGAGGAGAAGGAUGUGAAAAAAGCCAUGAACUGUUUGUCCAGUUGUGAUCUGCUCAAGAUUGAAGACAUCCUGCCAUUCUUUCCAGACUUUGUUACCAUUGACCAUUUCAAGGAAGCCAUAUGUGGCUCCUUAGAGGAGUACAACAAGCAUAUUGAAGAGCUGAAGCAAGAAAUGGAGGAAGCCACUGAGAGCGCCAAACGGAUCCGGGAAGACAUCCAGGAAAUGAGGAACAAGUACGGAGUGGUGGAUUCGCAGGAAAAAUGUGCUGCUUGCGACUUCCCAUUGCUGAACAGGCCCUUCUAUCUCUUCCUGUGUGGACACACAUUCCAUUAUGAUUGCCUGUUGCAGGAGGUCACCCCUCACCUGUCUAGCUAUAAGCAGAAUCGCCUGGAUGAGCUGCAGAAGAAACUGGCAGCAACCACACAAUCCUCCAAGACUCGCCAUCGCCCCACGCUCAAGGAGGAAGGAGACACAGCUAGUCUUGGAAAGGGCAGCACUGGGAGCCGCGAGCAGAUCAAGUCUGACAUUGAUGAUAUUAUUGCAUCUGAAUGUGUGUACUGUGGCGAACUGAUGAUCAAGACCAUUGACAAGCCUUUCAUUGACCCGCUGAAAUAUGAAGAUGAACGGUCCAGUUGGCUUUAACCGAGUUAGCUACUGUCUGAAAAAAAUCACUGUGCACAGUUCAAGAGGACAAUAAGAAGACAAAAGAGCUGGAAAUGUUUGUGUGACGCAUCAUCGCGAUGCCGGUAUGUGCCUGAGCUGCUUGGAAAAUAAUAGAUCAUGAAAACUAACCCGCACUUAAACAGUUUCUGUGCCUGCCACACCUUCAUAUACAUGAAAGAUAAACAUGUGAAGUAACUUUUGCCGCCAUCCUACAGCUAAUACGGUCAAUUUCCUAUUAAAGAAGGUAGAAAUGUAUUAUACAUUUUGAAUUGCUGUUUGUCAAGAAAGUGAUUCAAUGUCAACAGUUUCAUUAAAUAAACUGGUUAUUGUUCAUUCAACGAUGUGUGGAAUAAAUCGAUAUAAG